AGACACAAUAUUUUCAAAAUGAGAGUGUUGACUCUGUAUGCGCUGUUGGUUCUUACUUUCUUGCAGCUAAGUCUCGGUAGGAAGUUCAAAGGUGAAAGACAGGCUCAAGAUAAGCUGGAGAAGUCAGAAAUACUUAAACCGCUGUUGAAAGAUUUGGACACAGCAAAAAUAAAGAACAAUACCCAUGCCAUAUCAAAAAGAGGAUUGGGGUCAUUAUUUGUUUUCGGGGUUACAACGACUAUACGCUUAGGAAGUCUCGCAGUAAAUAUUGCAGGUGCUGUUACAAAGGGAUGUGCCUUCUUCCCUAGAAUGUGUGAUAACAUAAAGGCUAUGGAAAAACUGGAGGAAGAAAUCAAUAACGAAAAGGAGGAGUUAAAAAAAAUGUUCAUAAAACAUAAUAAAAACUUCGUGGACUUUCGUUCCGCAUACACCAAUAACGGUUUUAUUGAGUAUUAUAUUAAUGAAACAAUAAAAAAGAUUUCAAGCAUCCGCGAAAGGCAAGAAGACAUUAAUGCCAAACUUGAAGCAUUUUUCCCCACAUCAGUCGAUUUAACAGACAUUGCAAUAAAAGGGAACUUCACCAAAUAUCUAUCAACAUUAAGUAUGCAACGUCUGGAAUACUCGUUAAAUGACAUCCAAACUAUGCUACAAAAACAACAACAAAUGCAGAUUAUUGGGAUAGUCGCUCAGUUACUCGUUGAGUCUGCUAUAAAUUCAUUUGCAAAGUCAUUUCAAAAAGCAUACCAGCAGGUUACAGAGGAUCUGUUCUCCGGAAGUCAAGUUCAAGCCAUGCUAGGGGAAUUUGAGCAAACCUCAAAGUCUGCUACUAGACAAAAAUUGAUAGCUGUUCCAAAAGCAUUAAAACAGAUGGCCAAAAAUGCACGGGAUGCAGUUCUAAAAGGGAAAACAGCAUUUGCAGAAAAAUUAAAAAACGCUAAAACAAUGUCUGCAGAGAAAUUGAAAUCUCUGAAAAAGGCUUUUACCAAGGAAGCAUGGAAAGGUAUUGGAGGAAAUAUGAAGGAAAAAUUUAAAAAUUCAUUGAAGAACAUGAAACUGAAAGCAAAAAUUGCCAAGGGAAAAUUUAGAGCAAAACUCGAUAAGGUAAAACAAUUUAAAAUGUCAAAGCUAAACAUCGGCUUAUCAGUGGUUGGUGUCAUUUCUGAUGCUGUUUCUAUCGGACUGAACAUAGAUGCUUGGAAAAAGAAAGAUAAAGAAGUUGCAGACGCCAAAAAGAACUUUGAAGACCACCUUGCAGAUUUAAAAGAAAACAAAAAUAAUUUACAGGACGUGAUAAACAAUCUGAAGGGAGAGUGGGAAAAAGUAAUUAAAACUUUCAAAGAUUCAUCAGAAACAUUUGAAUCUGUCAUGAAAAAUUUGUCCCGAUAUAAUGAUUUCGUAGAUGUGGUAGGUUUGCCGCGCCUUGCAAUAAACGAAACGAAAAGCUUACUUUCUGUGAAUUAUCAAGGAGUAAACAGGGACAAUAUACUUAGAUUCCAAAGUUCCGUCCUCGAGUUCUUAAAUGGGAAUAAUAAUAAUUUGACAGCUAUCAGCGAAGCUUUACGAGCACGAUCCAUACUGUACGAUUAUGUUACCGAAAAUACGAACAGAAGUAAAGGAAUUUUGCAGAUGACUGAAUUUCUUCACUCCUUAUACCGACUUGAUGCCUCUUCAGAAGUACGCAAUUACGGUGCCCAGUUGACAAAGAAGGAUGUUGUCUGCACGGUUGCAAUACUAAGGGCAGAUAGAAAAUUCUACGAUUACUAUCCUUUAGCACCAUUUAUACCCCGUUGUGAAGUUAACGAUACAUUUUAUUCGAUGAUGGACAAAGCAGCUAUAAAACAGCAAAAUAUGAGGAUUAUGAAUGACGUCAUAGACACUGAAUUUGAAAGAGAAUCUGUGAUUGGCUUAAGCGAAAUGAUGUCAGCCAUACGAAACGCAUACCAGUUUCAAGGCGAACAAUCUCUUCGUUCUUUUUCCAGUUCAAUAACCGAAAAAGAUGUAUUAUGUCAAAUUUCAAGCAAAUAUACAGCUAUCACUGACUAUGAUUUCAUUCCACUUUCAUUUUUUCGACUUAACUGCCCUGACAUAUCGGAUGAAGACCUAAAGAAAAUCAAAGAAAAGGCAUCCGAACUGAAAAUGCUACAUGAAAAUAUGAAAUCCAUAAUGGAAACAUGCACUACAUGGAAAUUUUGUCCGUGUAUUUCUAACAUAGCUUCUAAAAUUGGAGCAGAAGAAGAAGAUAUCAAAGCGGCGAUAAAACAGAUGCUACCAGAGAAGAAAACUUACUGUGGAAGCACUGGGUGCAAAUGUAUAGAUCUGUGAUUUAUCCUCCUAUAAAACCUUAGAUGGCUUAAUGAUUUUUUUAAAGAUACUUGUGUAGUUUUACUUGUAGCCUAGUGUGUUUUUUAUUGUAUUUUUUUAUGUGUGUAUAUUUUGAACAUUAGUAUUGACAUCAGUGCACGUAAAGGUCAUUCCUCACCACGGGGUUAACCCAGGUUAAUUGAUAUCCACAACAUUUUGACUUGAGAAAUCCAUUUUUUACAUUCAAGAUGUCGCUGAUUUGGCCACUUGUUCUUGGUAAAUGUUUUGUAUUGGAAAUUGAAAUAAAUUACGAUCAAUAUUCA
Messenger RNA from Saccostrea echinata, 2624 nucleotides. RefSeq lists its product as uncharacterized. The record is from RefSeq and is a predicted model, not a curated record. Lineage: Eukaryota; Metazoa; Mollusca; Bivalvia; Ostreida; Ostreidae. Bases 19 to 2322 code for a protein of 767 amino acids. The transcript has 6 exons.